Messenger RNA from Aspergillus wentii DTO 134E9, 790 nucleotides. RefSeq lists its product as uncharacterized. The coding region runs from base 19 to 336 and encodes 105 amino acids. The transcript is spliced from 4 exons. The record is from RefSeq and is a predicted model, not a curated record. Lineage: Eukaryota; Fungi; Ascomycota; Eurotiomycetes; Eurotiales; Aspergillaceae.
GCAAUCCUCACCACAAAGAUGUAUCUUCGCACUCUAGUCCAACUGUUACUCGUCGCCUCUGCCGCAGCUUCUGAUCCAGCAGUAACGAUCUACGAAAGAUCGGGCUACAAAGGCGAAAACUUCUCUAUUCCAGUCAACGCAGAAUGCACAGCCAUCCCACACCUGGGCCAGAGUGACCGGUUUGGGGCGAUCAAAGUGACGAAUGCGUCUUGUGACUAUUACUAUAAGGACAACUGUUACGACUACGGGGGAUUUUUCAAUCCCCCCGGUAAAAGGAUCAUCACGGAUAUCACUGGAGAUUCCAAGUCAAUCAAAUGCUAUCGGAUGUACUCGUAAGCAGAGACUUCCUUAUGAGGUCAUGAGGACUGGAUUUAGCUAGCCAAACCCAAUUGGGAUGAUGAAAUAGUCUAGGUGGAAUGAUGUGGUACUUUGGCUUGACUAUGGAUACUGUAGACAUUCCAAGGCUGAGAAGAAUGAAGAUCAACACAUUGUAACCAUCCACUGUCUAUCCAUAGCAAUCAAGCACUUUCACCAACUUCAUCACAGAAAAACGUAGGAGCAAAUCCAACAAGAAGUUCAGGAAGACAGAACCCAUCCCAGCCCACCAUGUACCCAUUACCCAAGUCCAUAUCAUGGGCCUCGCCACCAUCUCCACCAACGGAAAAGUUCUGGCCCUUGGACGUGGUCACCUUGAUCGAAUCCACCAUCGUCCCACCCGAGACUACAAAGCCGGUGAUGGUCUCAUUUGGGGCGAGGUUGAGGUACGCCUGGGGCUUAACCUUUGGUCCGC